UAGCUGGCUGCACACACUUUGCUAAUCUCUUCUGGUGUUGUUAACAGUUUGUGUUGCUACGGACCGGGUUGAUAAAAAAAAUAUUUAGAAUAGUAAGGGUUGCUUUUACGUUUUAUUUAGGGAUAAUAUAAUAACGUGCAGACAAUGUCGGUAGACAUGUAAAAUGUACAAUACCAUUAGCAAUAGCUAGGUCCAAGAGAAGCGGUUAUUUGCUGCCUAGGAACGCAACCAGUUCACGUUAUCAGCAUUAGCACAAAUUGUUGGGUGUUUCGUCGACUUAAACGGACUGGCAUGGCGGAGAUGGAGGACGGAGGUUUGCCCGACGUGGUGCCCAGGAGAGGAGGGCCUGAUGAUGAUGAGGACUCGGAGAGGGAUGAAGAUGACUGGAUUGUAUGGGACGAGGAGGAAGGAGAGGACGAGGCUGAGGUGGACACACACACGCACCCUUCAAACGUCCAUGCCCCGUCAGAGCGCAGUGGCCACAUUGCAGUAGUGGACGGAAACUACAUGUAUGUGUGGGGAGGUUAUAAGGUAUUCCAAAAUGCUGAGGCCACUGGAUCAUUUGAACUCUACUUGCCCCAUUGUGAAAUAUGGAUCUACAAUAUGGAGACUGAAACAUGGAAGAUGCAGCUAGCAGGGGGCGAAUUGCCCGCCGCAAUGUCAGGCAGCUGUGGCGUGUGUGUGGACGGCGUGCUUUAUGUCUUUGGUGGACACCACACCAAUGGAAACACCAACUUAGUGUAUCGGCUUCCCCUCAGGUCACCCCUGCUGUGCUGGGAGAAAAUGGGCAACCUGAAAGGCCUGGCCCCCACUUGCAAAGACAAAUUGGGCUGUUGGGUGUACAAGAAUAGCUUGGUGUUUUUUGGAGGCUACGGCUACUUUGCACAAGAGGGUCAUCGAGGGAUCUUUGAAUUUGACGAGACUUCCUUCAUCAUGGGCAAUCAUAUAGCGCGCGGUUGGAAUAACCACGUCCACGUUCUGGAUCUGGAAACGCUGACGUGGAGUCAGCCCAUCACAACGGGCACUACCCCUUCUCCCAGGGCGGCCCAUGCCUGCGCUACUGUCGGUAACCGGGGAUACGUGUUUGGGGGUCGAUACAUGAACUACCGCUUGAAUGACCUCUACUACAUCAAUCUGGACACUUGGGAAUGGAGUGAGAUGUCUGUACCCCAGAACGGUCCAGAUGGACGCUCCUGGCACUCGUUCACCCCUGUAUCCAAUGACCGCAUAUUCUUAUUUGGAGGCUUCACCACAAGCAGGCAGACACUCAGUGAUGCUUGGCUAUACUGCAUCAGCAAGAAUGAAUGGAAGCCCUUCAAGCACAAGUAUAACGACCAGCCCAGACUCUGGCAUACGGCGUGCCACAGCCCCGAGGGUGAGGUGUUUGUGUUUGGUGGAUGUGCCAACAACCUUUUAUCCCGGGAGAGAGCCGCCCACAGCAAUGAGCUGCUGGUGUUCAAUGUCCAGCCCAAGUCAUUGUCCAGGUUGAGCAUGGAGGCAGUGGUGCAGCAUAGGGAUCAGCUGGAGGGCGUGUUGGACUCUCUGCCUAAACACCUGCUGCACAGCGUCAAGCAGCGCAUGAGCAGCGGAAACACCAUGGGCUCCUAGACACGACACGGCCACACAAGACACCUGGAUGUAUGCCAUUAUGUACAGUAUGUGUGUGUGUGUGUGUGUGUGAACAUGUACGUGUUUGAGUACAUCUAAGUGUUGGAGUGUCUAUGUUGAGUGUUUUGUGUGAUUGCACUGCCACUGUCUUACUGUAUGUCUGGAGGCUGGAAAUCACGACUUGUUUGGCCACCAGGGGUCCAUUUCCCUGCUAAACCGUAGUCUGUAGAGUUUGGUGGUUGCAAAUGCUAUGUCUCGUUCCCAGGGCUCUAAAUGAUUUUUUUUUCAUCACCAGCCAAAAUGACAACUAGAUGCUAGUCUUACUAGCCAAACACACACUCACUAAUGGGUCAAGGGGGCUAGUAAGUUGGUCUUCUCUACCAGCCAAAUUGAAAUUUCACCAGCAUUUGGCUGGUUGGCUGGUGUUCAUUUAGAGCCCUGCUCAUUACCCAUCGGCAAGCCACUGUGGUGCUGUGGAAACACAGCCCAGGAAGGAGGCAUUUGUCAGUAGGGAUGUUUGGCAAGAAGGCAAGAGCAAGUCAUUCCUCAAAAUUUGGGUCCUUUUCCGCCGUUUUUUGUCAACUUGGGUUACGUCAGUUUUAUAUUGAACAUUCAUAUGGAAAAGAAUUAAAGCCUUAUGUCACAUGAGGACAUUUGUAUGUUUCAAAAGUGUUCUUUUUAAAAUGGAUCACAAUUUAGUUUUAAAUAUUAGAUGAAUAUCCAAUAUAAAAUUGACUUUACUCCACCAGUGAGGACAUGUUUGGAGAAAUUACUUGCACCCAAUGACUCCAGCUACACUUACAUCAGAACAAAAAUAAAUCAUAAUAAUAAUACAAAAAAAAAAAAGUUGAUGGAAAUUGUGAUCCCUGCCGCCUGUUAGUCUGCACUCGCCUUCUUUUGAUUUAAUGCAGAAAGCCAGUUGGUGUGAGGGUGUCUGCUGUCUUUCUGUUUUUGAAUGCAUAGGUAAAUUGUGUACAUAUGUCAAAAAUAUAUUUAUAUAUUUUUUGUUGUUGUUCCUGUGGAUUUUCUGUGCUGCGUGUAUACAUGCAAGAUUGCUUAGAAUUGCUUCUUUUUUUCUCUUUUUUUUGGGAGUGUUGCUUUGUAUGCUGGUGUGCAUUUUGCUCUUCUUUGUUUUAUUCUUUUUCUGUUGUCAAGUUUAAUCAUGUAAGCUUUACUUGUUUUUGAACACUCAUUGUCAUGGCCAGAGUAAUGUAAAAGUACAACAUGAUGUACUGUAGGAGAUCAAUAUUGUUUCAGCACAAUACAACUUCUGUCAUCUGAUUUGCACAACCUAUUUUCAAAAACAUUUUUUCGUUCACAAGUAAGGUGUUGAUUUUAAGUUGUUUUAGUUUGUUUGAAUGACGAAAAAAAUAAAUAAAUGUAAAGAUUUAA
Messenger RNA from Engraulis encrasicolus (European anchovy), 3000 nucleotides. RefSeq names its product kelch domain containing 2 (gene klhdc2). Lineage: Eukaryota; Metazoa; Chordata; Actinopteri; Clupeiformes; Engraulidae. The coding region runs from base 292 to 1608 and encodes 438 amino acids. Gene Ontology annotation, molecular function: protein binding. The transcript is spliced from 14 exons. The record is from RefSeq and is a predicted model, not a curated record.